GGAAGGCAAAGCAAGCAAGCAAGCGAGGGCGGGACCACCCACCCUCCCCCCAUAACAAAACAGUGAGGCGAGAAGCGGCGGCGCGUCUCCCGGUAACAAGCCUUGGCCACGCCCCCUUCCCUCCCCUUCACCGGGAAGGGCGGCAGCAGCUCAUCUGCCCAAGAUUGAUGCAUGUUCCCUCCAUUAUUUUAAUCUGGCUGAGAAUUUGGAUAAACAUGGCACAGCUUCAACAGGGAGGUCCUGAUGAAAAAGAGAAGACUACAGCAUUAAAGGAUUUGUUGUCUAGAAUAGACUUGGAUGAACUGAUGAAAAAAGAUGAGCCACCUCUUGAGUUUCCUGAUACACUUGAAGGAUUUGAAUAUGCUUUUAAUGAAAAGGGACAGUUAAGACAUAUAAAAACGGGAGAGCCAUUUGUUUUUAACUACCGUGAAGAUUUGCACAGAUGGAACCAAAAGCGCUAUGAAGCUCUUGGAGAGAUCAUCACCAAAUAUGUAUAUGAACUACUGGAAGAAGAAUGCCAUUUGAAAAAAGUAUACAUACCGGUAGAUGCCAUGGAAGGUGAACCCCGGAGUUUUAUCUUUAUGAGUGAGGAUGCAAUGACAAAUCCAGACAAACUGAUGGUUUUGAUUCACGGUAGCGGUGUUGUUCGAGCAGGACAGUGGGCAAGAAGGCUUAUUAUAAAUGAAGAUCUGGACAGUGGCACUCAGAUUCCAUACAUUAAAAGAGCUAUUGAGGAAGGCUAUGGAGUAAUAGUACUGAAUCCGAAUGAGAACUAUAUUGAGAUUGAAAAGACAAAAGCCCAAGUACAGCUGUCUCCUGAUAGCUCAGAUGAACCUGCAGAAAAGAGAGAGAGAAAAGAUAAAAUCCAAAAAGAUACAAAGAAGCGACGGGACUUCUAUGAGAAAUAUCGGAAUCCACAAAAAGAAAAGGAAACAGUGCAAUUGUAUAUUAGAGAAAAUGGCUCUCCUGAAGAACAUGCAAUUUACAUAUGGGACCACUUUAUCUCCCAAUCAGCAGCUGAAAAUGUUUUUUUUGUGGCUCACAGUUAUGGUGGACUUGCAUUUGUGGAACUGAUGAUUCAACGAGAGGCAGAAGUAAAGAAUAAAGUUACUGCUGUGGCAUUGACAGACUCAGUUCACAACGUGUGGCAUCAAGAAGCUGGCAAAACUAUUCGAGAGUGGAUGCGAGAGAACUGCUGUAAUUGGGUGUCAAGUUCAGAUCCUCUAGAUACAUCAGUAGAGUCCAUGUUACCUGACUGUCCACGUGUCUCUGCAGGCACGGAGCGGCACGAGCUGACCUCGUGGAAGAGCUACGCGUCGAUCUUUCGCUUCUUCGGCGACGCCAUGGAGGCGAAGAGCAGCUCGGGCAAAGCGGCUCCGACGCGACGCUCGCAGCGGAUCCGCUACGAGGAGCUGUAACCGGGCGGGAGGCGAGCGGGCGGGCGAGAGCCGGCGCCUGCUUGCCGGCCUGCCUGCCUGCGUGUCUGGGCGGCGGCGCUCGGCAGUCCCAGCCCCUCAUUAGAUUGUUUUCUUCCUAGAGCACAGGGUCGCCGUGUCUACAUCUAAGUAGCGUUUUGCAUUAUUUCUAGAUGAGUGCAACUGUCAAAGCAAUAUGGGUUCACUGGUUGUGCUUCCUGUGGGCUGCGGCGGGGAUUUCGGGCUGCCCAUCAGUGCGCAGAUUAAGGCUGACAGCAGCACCGCACCGCGCAGCCUGGUGCAGCUCUAAUUGCCCUGACAGAGCCCGGCACCGAGCUGAUGGCGAGCGGACGCGGCGCCUCCCGGGUCCUAGCGCCCGGCUCU
Messenger RNA from Lacerta agilis (Sand lizard), 1799 nucleotides. RefSeq names its product family with sequence similarity 172 member A (gene ARB2A). Gene Ontology annotation, molecular function: siRNA binding. The record is from RefSeq and is a predicted model, not a curated record. NCBI's taxonomy places the organism in Eukaryota, Metazoa, Chordata, Lepidosauria, Squamata, Lacertidae. The transcript has 11 exons. The coding region runs from base 168 to 1418 and encodes 416 amino acids. Gene Ontology annotation, cellular component: nucleus. Gene Ontology annotation, biological process: regulatory ncRNA-mediated heterochromatin formation.